This is a messenger RNA of Rubroshorea leprosula, 792 nucleotides long. The record is from the annotation of a GenBank genome assembly. Lineage: Eukaryota; Viridiplantae; Streptophyta; Magnoliopsida; Malvales; Dipterocarpaceae.
CUUUCCGCAAACCCUAGAACGGCUCUUCCUCUGCGGCCUUCAACUCGCAGGUAAGGGUUUAUCCGCGAAGCAAGCUAAUGGCUCCAAAAGUUGAGAAGAAGGCUGAUCCAAAGGCUCAGGCCUUGAAGACUGCUAAAGCAGUGAAGUCAGGACCAACCUUCAAGAAGAAGGCCAAGAAGAUCCGAACUAAGGUUACAUUUCAUCGCCCCAAGACAUUGAAGAAGGAUAGGAACCCCAAGUAUCCACGUAUCAGUGCUCCACCAAGGAACAAGCUUGAUCAGUAUCAGAUCCUCAAAUUUCCCCUCACCACAGAGUCAGCAAUGAAGAAGAUCGAAGAUAACAAUACUUUGGUCUUCAUUGUGGACAUUCGUGCUGAUAAGAAGAAGAUAAAGGAUGCCGUGAAGAAGAUGUAUGAUAUUCAAGCCAAGAAGGUCAACACCUUGAUCAGGCCUGAUGGCACGAAGAAGGCUUAUGUGAGGUUGACUCCAGAUUAUGAUGCCUUGGACGUGGCUAACAAAAUUGGAAUCAUCUAAGCUAGCUUGUGGCAUCCUGUUUUGAGCACAUCCAUUUAUUUUGUUAAGAGACAACUCUGUUUAGAUUUUAAGCAGGGAGGCUUUUCAUAUCUAGUUUUGGAAGUUGUAAUCUUGUUUCAACUGCUAGUUAAUAGUCUGGUUUAUCAUUAUUUUAAGGGAAUUCAAAGUUUUGAUUUAGUGCUUUUGAAUGUUCUGUAUGCGAUGACAUAUUACUUGUUGGGUAAAAUGAUCCAUUUGGGAGCACUUCGAAACUUCAAUU